AUGAUCGGCAAAUUUAAAAGUUUGGCUAUUUUAGCCUCUGUUGCUUUGCUUUCAACCUUUGUUAACGCCCAACAAUGUGGAAGUCAGAAUCCAAAUGGAGAAUGCAGUAAUAGUUGCUGUUCACAAUAUGGUUAUUGUGGUACCACUAGCGAUUAUUGUGGAACUGGUUGUCAAUCUAGUUACGGUCAAUGUGAUUCACCAUCUGGUGGUGGCUCUUCACUCCCUGUAAGCUCCAACGGCCAAUGUGGUUCUGCACAAGGAACUCAAUGUCCUUCUGGUCAAUGCUGUUCUCAAUAUAAUUAUUGUGGAACUACUUCAGAUUAUUGCGGUACUGGAUGUCAAAGUGGUUUCGGAACAUGCACUUCCGGUGGUAAUAUCCCCGGUAAUCCCGGUAACCCCGUUACAGCCACUGUUUACAAUAAGUGUACAGCAUCUAAUAGCUUUUCUUUGACAUUUGACGAUGGGCCAGUUAGCAUUACAAACGAUCUUCUCGAUACUCUCGCAAACAAGAAUCAAAAAGCAACAUUCUUUGUUAACGGAAAUAGCAACGGUUGUAUUUACGAUCACGCCGACGUAAUUCAACGUAUUGUCAACGAAGGGCAUCAACUUGCUCAUCACACCUGGUCUCAUCCAUCUCUACCAGAACUCUCAGACGACGUCAUCAUAUCUCAAAUAACUUUACUCGAAACGGCACUCCGCAAGAUUGUAGGUCGUGUACCAAAAUACUUCCGUCCGCCAUACGGUGCUUAUGAUGAUCGCGUUCUCGGUAUUCUCGGAAAUCUCGGAUACCAAUAUAUCAUCACUUGGGAUAUUGAUAGCGGCGAUACUGGCGGUUUGUCAGCUGACCAAUCGGAACAAGUGUAUCGCGAUGCUAUUGCGAAUUCACCAUCGCCAAAUCCACAUACCGCUUUAAAUCAUGACACAAAACCAGACACUGUUUAUACUGUCGCGCCAUUUGCUAUUGAUUAUGUUACGCAAUCUGGCUACAGCUUGCAAACUGUUGGUGAAUGUCUAGGAAAUGGCAAUGAUUGGUAUAAGGAAACCGUCUCCCCAUCGGCAAGAGACAGUACUUGGACCUGCACAUAG
This is a messenger RNA of Ambispora gerdemannii, 1086 nucleotides long. Lineage: Eukaryota; Fungi; Glomeromycota; Glomeromycetes; Archaeosporales; Ambisporaceae. The record is from the annotation of a GenBank genome assembly.